This is a messenger RNA of Ixodes scapularis (black-legged tick), 1661 nucleotides long. Its product is annotated as coactosin-like protein. NCBI's taxonomy places the organism in Eukaryota, Metazoa, Arthropoda, Arachnida, Ixodida, Ixodidae. The record is from RefSeq and is a predicted model, not a curated record. The transcript is spliced from 4 exons. The coding region runs from base 146 to 565 and encodes 139 amino acids. Gene Ontology annotation, cellular component: plasma membrane; actin filament; cortical actin cytoskeleton. Gene Ontology annotation, biological process: regulation of actin filament polymerization. Gene Ontology annotation, molecular function: actin filament binding.
AGCUCGCCGAGCGGUUAUGCAAACAACGCGAGACGUGACCUCAUUGGAGUGUUUCCGUCUGCCGAAGUCAGUCGACCAGAAACCGUCUCGCACCUUACCGCUGCGCACAUUCAUCUGAGAGCAAGGCACCGCAGGCUCGCCAAAGAUGCCCGUCCACACCGAUUCCGUGCGCAGCGCCUACAACAGCGUCCUGGACGACCGCAACACGACCAACUGGGCUAUUUUCACACACGACGAUGGACAUCUGAAAACUGCUUCGGUCGGAGAUGACUUCGCAACGCUCAAGAAAACCCUAGAAGGCCAUGCAAGGGCCUUCGUGUACCUGCGGAUCCAGUUGGGGGACGAGACGAGCAAGCGGUCCAAGUUUGUCUUCAUCGCGUGGCUCACCGAAGCCGUCGGAGUGAUACAGCGCGCCCGCAUGAGCAGCGAGAAGGCGGAACUCAAGGAAAUCAUCACCAAUUUCUCCGUAGAACUUCUGAUUGAAGAUCCUGCAGAGCUCACGGAAGACCACAUAAAAGAUACAGUCAGGAAAGCAGCCAGCGCGGAUUAUGGAACAAGCUCAUAACAACCAUAUACUUAAAAGUCCCUAAAGUAGUAGCACUAAAAAUAAUUAAAGGGAAACUGAAGCGGUUCUGUAUUUGAGGAAAAACACUUAGUUGAUCAUCUUUAUUUGGCCUCCAGGAUCACGAAUAGCGAUAUUAGUUUUCAAUUUGGUGCACGGAGGCUGCAGAAAGUCAUUUUCAAAGUACCGCUGAAGCCCCUCCUUCCCGGGGCGUGACGUCAUAUCAGGAGUUUUCAAAAUCUCCGCUUUCGCGCAACUUCAGCGCCAAUCAAAGGUAUGCACGCGCACUUUUGCCAUUUUCAAAAAGGUCAGAAAAAGACGUCACGGCUGGUGCCAGUGCGGGGGAAUAUACCUGGCAAGCUUGUAAUUACACGCGCUGCCCACACGAGCGACACGCGCUUGGCAGCCGAAAGAUUCUAGCAUGAUGUAAAGACUGGUCGGAAGUUUUUCGCGUUUAGUUACAUCUUCGGGGAAACCGAACGUAAUAUCCAGAUUCACGGGAUAAAUAUACGCCUUAAUUCACCUUUAAUUCACCGUUCACUCUUGCAACCGAGUGCGACCGAGAGAGACGAGAUAUGUUAGAACUUAAAAUUUCUUAGGACGAGGGAACACACUGGUAUUCUGGCACCAUCUAUGCGGUGAAGGUUUUGCGGGAUUUCCGAGGUCAAAUGUGCGUAAUACCUAAAAGUAAGGCUCGUCUAUAACGUUCACAAAAGUUUUUCGAGCCAAGAAAGGAUAAUGCGCGAGAGAAUUAGAAAAUAUGCUGGACCGAGAAGUUUACACUGCUACCCAAUAAAUGUCGCCAGUGUGUCCUCUCGUUGCAAGAGGUUUUAAGGAACCCAGUUUUAAGAGGUCGCAAAAGUGUGAACGGGCCUUAACUCGUAUUUUUCAAGAACCUUUUCAGCUUCCCUUUAACAACAUGUCGAUAUAGUAACUUCAAAGCAGGCCAUCAUAGCAUUCUUCAAUGACAGAUUAUGAAAGUAAAAAACGCCUGUAGCAAUAUAACAGAAAAAAGAGAAUGAAGUGGUCUACUAUUGUUUUUUUUUUUAAAUACCUUCAAAAGCUGUACACCUAUAAGAAAUAAAUUUACUGAUCAUAC